AUGAAUAUUGCUCUAUACACUUGCAGCCGAGCGUACUGCAACAUCGUGGCGGGCGCGUGCUUCACGCUCGGGCUGCGCUACGCCGGCUCGGGGCUCGAGGAGGCGAGGGACACCGCCCUGCACUACACCAACCUGUUCCUCACACUAGCGGGUAAGAGUCUCGGCGAGCUGGCGGGGAGGUCUACACUCGAAUCGUGUCUGUGCGUCUGUCUGUUGGCUGCUGCUAUGGUGAUGUCGGGUCGCGGCGACAUCGCCGUGCACGCGGUGUGCCGGCGGCUGCGCGCGCGCGUGCCCCGCCCCGCCGCUGCGCGCGCGCCCGCCCUAGAACAUGGACCACAGAUGGCGGUGCACAUGGCGCUCGGGCUCCUACACCUGUGCGGCGGGCGCGGCUCGCUGGGCACCGCGCCCGCGCAGGUCGCCGCGCUCCUCACCUCACUGCACCCGCACUUCCCCACGCACACCAACGACAACAGAUACCACCUGCAAGCGUUCAGACAUCUGUACGUGUUGGCGGUCGAGGAGCGACUGAUCCUGCCGCGAGACGUCAACACGGGACGGCUGUGCCUAGCGCAUAUACAGGUGGUCGACCUCGCUGGCGCCGUGAAAGAGAUGAAAGCACCCUGUAUACUGCCGGAGCUGAGGACCCUCAAAGAAGUUAGAGUGCACGAACCGCGAUACUGGCCUCGAGCGUUUACGAGAGAAACCAACUGGGAGCAACUCGAAGCCCUCCUAGCCAACACCUGGUGCGUGGACAUCAAGCCGCGGGCCGGCUGCCUGUCCUACCUCGACGACCCCCAGGGCUUCCAGACCAUCCUAGCUCAAACCCUAACCCUAGACAAGACCAACGUCUGGUCGGCAACCCUAGAGAACAUCGAACUGUUCACCAGCGAUGAAAAAGUCCGAAGCUUCACCAAACAUUACUUGUCCAGUCUAAAGGAUAGCAAAGUUGGGUCAAACAUUUGCUCAGAUUGCAUGGUGUUGGACAAAAAAAAGGGGAAGAAGGUUCGAAGCGAGGGGGUGGUGAAGGAGUGUCAGUGUCGCAAGUAUGGGAGGGAAGAGUUGGAGUUUGUUCAGGGACUGAGUAUGGCCACGUAUGAAUGCGUGGUGAAGGAUAUUCUGUGCGCGCUGCCGGUUUGGACCACGUUUUUGAAGAUACUCAAAACAAUGAAGACUGACCCUUCAGCCUACCACAUAUGGCAGAUAAAGCUACUCCUAUCACAGAUAGAGAACCACAACAAGAGAUACCAAAACGAAAUGAAAAUCGACGGCGAAGAAUCCACACAAACCGAACCUCUGAUCUCUAACGAAUUCACAUUAGCCAUCAGUCAAAAAGUCGGUGAUAUUCUAGACGGCUUCGAAGCGAAAAUACAACCAUUCGUCAGAAAAUACCUGGGCUUGCCAAGCAGUAGACGAAUAAACCAGGCGGAUGACCUAGUUAAAAAGAUCCUAAGUGCAUAUUUAGUGUUCUACGAUAUACCUAAAGGUGUUCUAAGAGGGGCGAAUGUUGAGAAUACUCUGUCUUUGCUCCUUGAGGUGGAAAGUCUGGGGUUGAGCGUGACGUCAGUGAGUAAGGUUGAAGCGUUGUUAUGAUGUCCGUACAACUUUAGGUAUAGGCGCAUUUGUAAAUAAAUGUACUUGUAUUUCUGUAAA
Plutella xylostella (diamondback moth) is the source of this 1650-nucleotide messenger RNA. Lineage: Eukaryota; Metazoa; Arthropoda; Insecta; Lepidoptera; Plutellidae. The record is from RefSeq and is a predicted model, not a curated record.